AUGAUUCACAGUCUUAAACAGCAAAAAGGUGGGAAAACCCGCGUGGGUUGUAAGGCUGGAAGUCACAGCGACGUGGCCUCGCAAAAGGCGCCAUCAGAAGCACCCUGGCCGGGUGGUGAAAAUGUAGAAGAUGUUGCCCCAUCGUAUGGGCGGGCUGCAAAUGCUAUACAUGCACAAGGCGAUGUUGGUGCAUCACAGGAACCAGCAGCAGAAGCACCCCGGCUGGGCGGUGAACAUGUAGAAGAUGUUGCCCCAUCGCAUGAGCGGGCUGCAGAUGCUAUACAUGCACAAGGCGAUGUUGGUGCAUCACAGGUACCAUCAGCAGAAGCACCCCGGCCGGGCGGUGAACAUGUAGAAGAUGUUGCCCCAUCGCAUGAGCGGGCUCCGGAGAGACCAGCAGACAGCAACAUUGACAUCGAAGACAGCAACCAGUUCUACAGCAAUGAGAAGUGGAAGGUUGACAGGAACAAGCAGCUCAAGACAUGUGCAAAGUGGGCGGCUAGUGAGGAGAUUGCAGCUGCAGCCAAACGAGGCUUAGCGCUCAACUCCUCCAAGCUGGCAGACCGAAGUGCAUUGGAGGUGAUCCCUAUGAGAGCGCUGAUGAAGGAAUGCAAGUUGAUGGGCCUUGAUGUCUCGGGUCUCUACGCCAAGUGCGAGGUCAUCAAGAAACUGCUGGCGGAAUUGAACCGGGCUGCAGAAGAGCAGCUGCGUUUCAAGAUGAAGGAGGAUACACCGUGCACGAAUGAAGAGUUGCGAGGUGAUACCCAGAUUCCCAAGGAUCUCGAGGCAGAGCUUCUUCCCCAGCCAACGGGUCCUCCCAUUGCCCUGUCUCCAUUCCCCAAGGCGGUUCCAGAGCCGGCACGGCCUGUGGAUCCUCCGCCGGACCCCUUUGAAUUCCUGGGAAACCGAGUGGUGGAGGAGGAGACUACUGCGCAAGAUCCGCCCCAUGUAGACCUGGAGAGUGACGUUGAAGAAAUCGAGCUGGAGGCCAGCCCAGAAGCAACGUCGCCACACCAGGAGGUUAGGAAACCACCAGCUGUAGCACCGGAGGUCAUCCAGGAAGAAGUCCCGAGCUGCGGGGCGGACGGGGCGGACGUGGUUCCCGAGGCGGCACCACGACCGCGGGCCUCUAUCUCUGAACUUUUUCGGCUUCCCCUGGAGGAUCUGCUGUUGAGGUGCGAAGCCGAAGGCAUCAACGUGGUGCCUGGAGAGUCCAAAGGCAUGCUGAUUUCAAGGCUGAAGCAAGCCAUGUCCAGAUCCACAGAAGCAUCGCGCAGUGUGGAAGAACCAGAUCCGCCCGUGCCGCCAGCUGCUGAGACGGACACGGUAGCGGCAGCAGCUACCGCAGUUCCAAGCGCGGGGCCUGUGCCCAGCCUAGGGCCUCAAGUGUUUCACAUGGCUUCAGAUGAAAGUCAGGAUGAAGGUGCUGGGGAAGAUUCAGAUGGCGACUUUUUCCCUGACUUCCCAGUUCGCAAAGAGCCGGAGGCGUCAGCCAACUUGGAGGAAUCGAGCUGGAUGGCGCAAGAUGUGAAGAUGGCGGAUGACGCUCAACCACAGACCCAGGCAGCUGGUGAGGAAGAACCGCAGCAGCAGAGGUUUGAGAAUAGUGAAGGGGCAUCCACAUUCUCAGCACAGCCUCCAGUUGCACCAGAGAAGCUGUCCGAACCAGAGCCUGCAUCAGCGCAGCCUCGAGCUACCCCUCCAGCAUCAGAUCCGGACCCAACGUUGUUCACAGAUCCUGAGAAGGAUGGUGAUCAUGGUGCCAGUUCCAGCGAACGUGACGGGGGCAUGUUCGACUUCGAUGAUCUCGAUGAAGCCGAGGUGCACGUUACACCCUCCAAGCAGACCAACUCCGAUGGCCCCUCCGCCGCGCCCAUGGCUGAACCCAUCGCCCCUUCCGUCAGCGCCCGUCCCGUGGUGGACCCCGUGGCGGACCCCGUUGUGGAGCCCGCUCCGGCGGCGGAGGGUCCUGAGACCCAGCCAGCCAAGGCAGAAGAGGUGGGAAGCCAAAACGAUGACGACGGUUUGAAGAAUCCACUGCUGCGGUUUACAACCAAGGCAGGGUCGAAAGCUGUGUUGGUAUGCCCAACAGAUUCGAGGAUCGUGGAAUGA
Messenger RNA from Cladocopium goreaui, 2112 nucleotides. The record is from the annotation of a GenBank genome assembly. Lineage: Eukaryota; Dinophyceae; Suessiales; Symbiodiniaceae.